Pistacia vera is the source of this 1061-nucleotide messenger RNA. RefSeq lists its product as uncharacterized. The record is from RefSeq and is a predicted model, not a curated record. The transcript has a single exon. Bases 19 to 948 code for a protein of 309 amino acids. NCBI's taxonomy places the organism in Eukaryota, Viridiplantae, Streptophyta, Magnoliopsida, Sapindales, Anacardiaceae.
UGUCUCUCAUCACCCACCAUGUCAAUUCCUCCGGUCAGCCUCCACACAAUCCUCUCUGAAUCAAAUCGCAUAAUCAAGGAACACUCACUUCACUUCAAGGUUCUCGGCGUCCUCUUCCUCGUCCCUAUAUCUUACUCUAUCUCCCUUUACCCGAUCCUCAAACCUCAAUUCCUUCUCCUAGACCAAAAAAGUCUUAUUCUCGCACUCUCUUACACAGCCUUUGUUUUUGUUUUAUCACUCUGCGCUACAUCCUCCAUCACCUACAGUGUCUUCAAAGGAUUCUACGGUAGACCGGUCAAGUUUGUAUCUGCUAUCAAAUCCAUUUUUAACUCUUUUCUGCCUCUCUUCGUUACCACUUCUCUUUGUCAUAUAAUUUUAUCCGGGGUUCUUGUUAUUUUUGCAGUUUUCUUGUUUUCGGUUGUUAAAUUUGCUGAGGUUGUUGGGUUCGAUCAAUAUGAGUACUCUUCUCCUUAUUUUAUAUGUUUUGGAUUGGUUAUUUUGAUUGUUUAUCUGUUUGUUUUGGUUUAUUUGGGAGUGAAGUGGAGUUUGGUGCCUGUGAUUGUGGUGGUUGAAUCAAGCUGGGGCGUGAAGGCUUUAAAGAGAAGUGCAACUCUAAUAAAUGAAUAUAAGUCGACGGGUUUGUCUUUGUAUUUGUAUUUCUUAAUGAUGACUGGGCUUCUAGUUUGGAUCAGUUCGCUAUGGAGUACAACUUUGUUUGGUAUGGAUUUUGAUGAUAAGUGGGAUUUGGCACUUGUGUUUCUAUCUUUGACGACUACACAUUUGCUAAUUAUUUGGGUGUUCCUCGCGUGCGCAGCGGCCAAUACUGUGUUGUAUAUACAUUGCAAGGCUGCUGUUAAUGGGGAAAUUAUAAGCGAGGAUUUUUUUGCAAAGGAAUAUGUAAGCCUGCCUUUUGAUGAUGGAAAAGUACCUCUUCUUAAAGGUUAUUAGAUUUUUGUGCUUUGUAAUGUCUCAGAAGUACUUUGUUUCUUGUAUUGUCUCUGAUAAAAAUUUUGGUGAAGUAAUAGAAAAACAAAGUGUAUGAGACAGAUUCUCUUGCUGGA